Molecule: messenger RNA, 434 nt
Organism: Raphanus sativus (radish)
Lineage: Eukaryota; Viridiplantae; Streptophyta; Magnoliopsida; Brassicales; Brassicaceae
Exons: 3
Coding region: 95-418 (107 amino acids)
Source: RefSeq, a predicted model, not a curated record
AUAUAAGUAUGUAUCUGCUGUAGCCUGUAGCUUUUAUUGUGUUGUGAAUUGAAACCAGGGAGCAGCGAGCAGCGAGCAGAAGAACCUGGUGCCUAUGGGACCUGCGGUGGAACUAUGGAAGGAAACAGAGAUGGGCAAAACGAGAACGAAGUACGAGAAGCUAAGGGAGAAGAUAAUGUCAUGGGAGGACAAGAAGACGAAAAAGGCCAAGAGAAAGCUUCAUAAAACAGAGAGAGGUGUAGAGAAGACAAAGUUGAAGGCGAAGCAGAGAUAUAGCGAAGACAACGAACGCAUUGAGAGCAUAGUUUCGAAGGCAAGAGCAAAUGCAUAUGAGAGACAGAUAAAGGAAGAGCUGAAGGUUAAGCAGAAAGCAAACCUCAUGAGAACAACUUGUUUAAAUGAAGACACAACUAACUAAUGCGUUUAUUUAUAGA